CUCAGCCGUCGCCGAUUUGAGCUGUCUGGGAGCCUCCGCCCCAGGGAUGGUUUAAGAUGAAUACAGACGCGGCAGUGCUGGGGGAAGAGGGAACGGGGUUUGAGAUGGUGAUUAGGAAUGGUGAUGGAACCUUUCAGAUGGUGGUGGUGCAUCGGACGAGGAAGAAGUGGCCACCGGAGACGGCAGAAGCACUCGUCGUCCUCCGGGGUUUGAAAUUGGCAAAAAGCCAUCAUUUUGUGCCUUUAAUUGUGGAAACAGAUUGCAAAUCAUUGGUUCAGAAGCUGGACAGAAGGGAUUCAACGGCAUGGGAGAUUGGUGGGAUUUGUGAUGAAAUCAAGGAAUUGGCUGAGGAAGAUGGAAAUGUGAGAUGGAGGUUCUGGGGGAGGGCUGGGAAUGAAUGUGCACACCUAAUGACUCGUAUUCGAUGCCGACCGGAGGAGUCAGAGAUCUUGUUCAACCGGGCCCCUAUCUUUCUUAUACCUCAAUUAUCGAAAGAUGGCAUUGUAGUCCCUGAACUCUCAUAAUUUUCAAUACAGAUUUUCUUAUAAAAAAAAUCUCGUUGUGACUCAAUUAAUAAUUAACCAGACAUGAAAAGAAUUAAUUGAUAACGUUUUACCUUUUUUAGAAGAUAAUUAUUUCUAUUGAUUAGAAAUUUAGAAUAAAAGAUUAUUACAUCCUUGUAUUUAACCAGGUUAGAUAAUUAAUUAAAAUACACGUAGUCGGGUACAAAGAAAAGACAUUUCGAACCACCAAAUGGGCUACCCUAUUACUACUCCGACCUACAAAUCGCACAUUAAGCCUAGUUUGAAUAACCAAAUAAUGCACAACCUCCUCAAAGAUGGUCUGAUUAUCGCAAGUAUCAGCCUGAUUGAUUUUAUCAAUGACCACUUUGGUGUCUCAUUCGAAUCUCGUCUCAGUGAACCCGUUUUUCAGACACCAAAGAAUAGCCUCCCGGAUAACGAGUAGCUCGAUAACAAUAGGAUCAUCAAUAAUAGAAAAUUGCACGCCUCUAGCCAAGAGGACCCUCCCUCCUUGGUCCAUGAUUACAAUUUCCCCAGCCGAGUGUGACCCACGCUUAGUUGCCCCACCCCACAUACAGACAACUGAACUAUGGUGCCCCGCACCCAUUGAAUGAACUCGUGGGUUGGCUACCCGCUCAAGAUGAUCAAUUGGAAAACUGAUCCACUCUUGGUACUAUUGGUAAAACUGGUGCAUUAACGGUGGGAUCGCAAAUUUUUUGUCAUCAAAGACAACCCAAUUUCGUGAGCGCCCGACCCUCCAUAGGACCGUAACAACUGCCAUAAACAGCUGGGGUUGAUGUAUCAAUAACAUCAACUUUUUAAGAACGAGCUGAAUGUGUGAAAAUACAAAACCUAACCAAGAUACUCAAGUCCGAAAUGAUCCCAUAAAUUAGGUCCUUGCCCCCGAGCAGUCAAGAAACAAGUGCUCCAGUGUUUUCGAUUCUGUCCAACAAACCGGGCACCUGGGGGCCACCUGGACUUUCUUCUCAAUAAGAGCCUCCAUCGUAGGAAGGGUCCGCUGGAAAAUUUGUCAUAAAACACCUAUAAUUUGAGUUUGAAUAUUGGCCUCCCACAUUCAUAUCUAACUCGACCUAUCCAUCCAACUAGCCAAUAAUAGCCACCGCCCCUCCUGCUUAUCCAGCAAGAUUACAAGAUGAUAGGCAGACUUGACCGUGAAUACCCUAUCACCCGUGUGAUGUCAGAUCAACCUAUCCUUCACAUCACAACGAGGAAGGGGAAUAGCUUUGAUGGCACGACAAGUUGUUGGGUUAAACCACUUGCUAAGUUUAAGAUCGCACCACUGACCCUCCCCCUGGCAAAUCACUUUCGCUACCUUUGGGUUGCCACAUUCAGGUAACACUUGAGGAUUAUAUAUAGGGGUAUGUGGAAGUAAAUGUGGAACCCAAUUAGAGUGAAGCAGAGGAGUUGUACACCCAUUAACAACCUGUCAGCGCAGGCCCUUGACCAAUAACUGCCGGCCAAAGAGGAUACUCUGUCACCCUCAAGAAAACCCAGAUCGAGCAUUGGCCUCAAGGAAAUUCCCUAUAGGAAAAUAUUUAUCCUUGUAAACCUGGGCAAGGAGCGACUAGGGUUCAUUCAGGAUGUGCCAAUCAAUCUUAGCCAAGAGCGUCUGAUUAAAAUGUUCAAAAUGGC
Linum trigynum is the source of this 2174-nucleotide messenger RNA. NCBI's taxonomy places the organism in Eukaryota, Viridiplantae, Streptophyta, Magnoliopsida, Malpighiales, Linaceae. The record is from the annotation of a GenBank genome assembly.